Molecule: messenger RNA, 7047 nt
Organism: Pocillopora meandrina
Lineage: Eukaryota; Metazoa; Cnidaria; Anthozoa; Scleractinia; Pocilloporidae
Source: the annotation of a GenBank genome assembly
UCUUGUGCACGACUUUUUAUAUUUCAGGUCUCCCUCAACCCAGUUCAGAUUCUUAACCAAGGUGCCGAAGAGGAAAGAGCCGAAACAGCUCGUCUUGUAAGCACAGAAAACAUUUUAAUUUAUGAUUUGUCUUUCUUGUUUUAAAUUAUUCGCCAAACGUACUCAAGUUUUUCUAUGUGGCUGCUAAUUUGCUGUCCAGUGUAUAUAUAUUUGUUUUAAAUCACAAAUCUUACAAGAUUGCGUUUGAUAAUUGUUUCCUCUCGCAUGAAGCCAGAAAUCUGUCAAAUCAAAUGUGUUGGCACACCCAGCGUUUGAUGACUUACAAUCGUGUUGACUAGUGGAUGCAGUAGCACAUUGUAUACAUUUUCUUUGAUUAUUUUCAGUCGUCAUUUGUUGGUGCUAUAGCUAUUGGAGAUCUCGUCAAGAGCACUCUUGGUCCGAAAGGAAUGGUAGAGUAUACUACAUGCUUUUGCAAUCUGUGUUCUCUCAUGCUUAUAACUUGAUCAUAGAGUUAUUCUCUUCUUGUUACCACAAGUUGUAAAUUUGCUCCAUCUCAUUGUAAUGAACAAACUUUUAAACAGAGACGAACAGUUGUGACAUGCGAUCUUGUGAAAAUAUUAUCCAUAAGUGAGCGCCCUAAAGCCUGGAAAUCUUUCACUUUUGUAUUGGUUGCUUUUCCAGUUCCACUCUUUGUAUUUCGGCAUUAACCUCUAAAAAAACCCUCUCAAUUUUCAGGUUAAAAAUGUAUUACAAUAAAGGAUGUUGUUAUUUCUCUGUUGGUUGGUGUUAAUCAGUUUGGAGCUCACAAAUUAUUUGUGAGACAAUUAAUGUGACAUUUCAGCUUAAAUGGUUGGAAAGAAACACUAUGUUACGUCCUUUGUACCAUACAUGCUAUGUUUUGUGGAUUUUGCUAGUUAUUCUUGGCUUUAAUUGUGUUUGAUUUACUUCUCAGGACAAAAUUCUACAGUCGUUUAGCAAGGCUGAAGAAAUUCAGGUUACAAAUGAUGGAGCAACAAUCCUAAAAUCCAUUGGAGUUGAUAAUCCAGCUGCAAAAAUUCUUGUGGGUAAGUGAGGUAGUUCUAUAAUAAACUUAUUCAAGAAGGUUGUAGCUUUAAAAAUUUAUAUGAUAUCAUAAGACAGAAACAACUGUCUGACCCCUUGCAUGGCAAACACUCAAUUGGGCAUAAUAGCGGAGCUCGCAGAGCAUAGCCCCAUAAUUAUACAAAAUAGUAGUAACCCAUCAAGCCAAAAAGAUUCGGAUGUACAACCAUACGACCGUAAGACCUUACAACUGCACAAGAUGCUACUUUUAACAUGUGUGGUCAACUGUACCAUGGGCACGCUAAUGCCACAGCUUUGUUCAGUAGUUCAGUGGUCAGUGCACUGGGCUCCAAGUUGGACGACCCGGGUUCUAGUCCUGGCCGGGGCAAGGUGUUGUGUCCUUGAGAUGUGUGGGAAAAAAAAUGCGAGCUCUGCUUUUAGGUUUGGCUAAAUCUAUAUAUUACUGAAUUUGAAUAUAAAGAGUGGCUCAUCUGUUCAGAGAAGACAAGUGACCUGACCCAAACCCACAACUAAGGAGGAAUGAGGGGUUCUACUAUUGCCAGAUGAUAGAAUACCUUUCCACAGCAUUGCAAUCCAGACAGUGUACUUUUUGCAAGUAGUCUUUCUUGUUUCCUUUGUUCUCCAUUUAAUUAGAGUUAUCAAAAGUUCAAGACAAUGAAGUUGGGGAUGGCACAACAAGUGUGACAGUACUAGCUUGUGAAUUGCUGCGGGUAUGGUGUGCAAGUAUUAAAUGUUAUAAGUAACUGAGGUCUUGAAUCAGAUAAGGUGAUCUAAAUUAAAAUAAUUGUGAACAGAGACAACAUUAUGCCCUGUUAGAUUGACUCUUGUCAUUACAUUGUAACAAAGAUGGUAUGAAUGACCAACUAUCUUACAAACAAGUUUAUGAGCACUGCCCUUAUAGAUUGAAGUUUUAGAAUUACUAUUCUUUGUUUCCAACAAAUAUAUGUUUUGAUAUAUUUGAUUAGAAAAAUACAAAAACAACAAUAGUAAUGAUGACAAAGACUAUUCAGUUUUCUUCUCACAUUGGUGUCACUGAAAUGUAAAUUUUGCAACAUUGUACUAAUAUUUGGCCUGUGUUCUAUAUCAGGAGGCUGAAAAACUUGUGUCAUGUAAAGUACAUCCCCAGAUUAUUGUGUCUGGUUGGCGGAAAGCUGUACAAGUUGCUCAGAAGGCCUUGGAGGCUGCAGCUGUUGAUCACAGCAGUGAUGAGCAAAAAUUUAAAGAGGACUUGAUGAAUAUUGCAAGAACAACACUUAGCUCAAAAAUUUUGGUGCAACAUCGAGAUCAUUUUGCAACUCUUGCUGUUGAGGCAGUGUUAAGACUUAAGGUAAAAUCAAUUCUACAGAUAUGUCGCAAUGAAUUCAUAGAUGUAGCUGGUACUUCCAAUUUUGAUUAAGGCAUUUUUGUCAUUGAUUGGGUCAUCACUUUAACAUGAAGUUGUAAGUAUAUCUGUGUGAAAUGAAAACUCUGUGUAAACUUCAAUCAAAUUGAAUGGUUAGGAUUAACCCUUAACUCCCAUGGGUGACCAAGACAGAUUUUCUCCUUACAAUAACAAUACAAUCUCAAUCAAACAGGUGAGGAGAAUAAAGAAAAAUUUAAAAUUUUGAGGAUUUCUAGUUGAUCCAGUACCAAAUUCUCAGGACUAGCAUCAUAAGAAUUGCAUGGCACACAGUAAGGAGUAUUACUAAUGAGAUCUUGGGUGUUAAUGGGUUAAGAGUUCCAAAUGGUAGGAAGUUAAAAAGCUGGCAAUGACCAGUCAACCAAUCAGAUGCCUUAAUGGUUUUUGCCAGGGGAUACCAGAUUGUAGGGAUGCCAGAUUGUAACAGUUGUUACGUGUCAUGUUUCAUAAUUUAUACUAGUAAAGUAUAUUGAGUGACAAGCAUAGUUAACUUGUACUGGGACUGUAGUAAAUUGGUUGGUCAUGAUAAGAUAAUUGUUAAUGAUUUGUCUAGGAUUUCUUGUCAGUGUUCAUUGAUUAGUGAUAAAAUUUGAAACAUAUGGUUUGAUGUAGACAGAAGUCUGGUUUUUCUCUAAAUUUCAGGGCAGUGGAAACUUGGAUGCCAUUCAGAUCAUCAAAAAACUUGGUGGAAACCUGGUUGACUCAUACUUGGAUGAAGGUAUGUAGUAGUCAAUAGCAUGCCAAUCUUGAUAAGUGAUGAUAAUUUUUUGAAUGAAUCAAAGGUUUUUGAAAAUAAAAAUUCACGCUUUUUACUAUCAUAACAGGAUUUUUGCUUGACAAGAAGAUUGGUGUAAAUCAACCAAAAAGAAUAGAAAAUGCAAAGAUCCUCAUUGCAAACACUUCAAUGGAUGCAGAUAAAAUCAAGGUGAGUUAUGGAACAAUGUAUGCUCGAUGACCUUUUAUAGAGAGGUUUUUCUUUGGUUGGGCCAAUCUCUUAUGUGAAUAUUAUAGUUUCUAGAUGCAUAGACUAACUUUUAGUUGUCUUUCAAAAGGUAUUUGGUUCCCGAGUGAGGGUAGAAUCAACUGCAAAGCUAGAAGAACUAGAGCUUGCAGAAAAGGUUAGUUUUUUCGUUUGGUGGUUCAGUUUUAGCAUGGAAGACUUACGUAGUCUUUCUGUGUGCUAUGUACUCUCUUUUUUCAAAGUUUAUUACAUUUUGUCAAAAUAUUUAUAAAAAUAAAUUUAAUUGGGAAUUGAUUAGUUGUCAUGUUGCAAUUUUCUCCUCAGCAUAAGAUGAAAGAAAAAGUGGACAUGAUUCUUAAGCACGAUAUUUCUUGUUUUAUUAAUAGGUGAGUGUUGAAGUUUUUGCAUGCAUGGGUAUACACAUGUACAAAAUUACAUGUAUGGGUGGUUUUUUUUUUUUGGAUCGUUAAUUCAAGUAAAAUGCAAAACUGUUACUAACAGUUGAUAAGUGGUAUGGGAGAUGAACUUACUGAGUUUUCUUUUUCUUAGACAACUUAUCUAUAACUAUCCAGAGCAGUUAUUUGCUGAUGCUGGUGUCAUGGCAAUUGAACAUGCUGAUUUUGAAGGUGUUGAGAGAUUAGCUUUGGUAUUAGGUAGGUAAACCUUAAUAAUUUUCUUCAUUAAACUUAUACUGCUUCACUUGUGCUGUACCUGAAAACUGUAGAGGUCAAUUCAUAAAUUGUUGAUAAAAUUCAAUCAGCUAUUUAUAUUUUUAGGUGGAGAAAUUGUAUCAACAUUUGGCCGUCCAGAGCUUGUGAAACUUGGGGAAUGUAAAGUGAUUGAAGAGGUUAUGAUCGGUGAAGACCAGGUAAGAUUUCACUGUUUGGUUUUUAGUUGGAAGGAUUCACUUUUUACUGCAGUCUUCUGAAAUAUAUCAAGUGAUGUUGAUCAUUUACUUCUGGAAAAAAUAAGGCAAAUGGAUGUCACCCAUGAUGCCAGAACUAAAUGGACCAUUAGCACUCACUACAAAUAAUUAACCCGUAGCAUAUAUUGAGUAAUCCACUAACUGUUGUGAUACAUCUUGCCUUUAAACUCACCAACUUGCUCAUCAAACUAACUACUGUACAUUUGACUAUGAAAAACACAUUUUUACUCAACCACUCAUUUGAUUCCUUUGGGUUUUUUUAUAACUAUUUUUGCCAGCUAGUAAAAGAACCUUCUUUAGGUUCCUCUGUACCCAACCAAUUAAAAUGAACCUCUCUGUAGUUGGAGAAAUGAGUAUGUCAAUCAAGGCUGACAAAAGGUGGACUCUACAGUUAGUAGUUUUGUUCAGGAAAAAAAAAAGGAAGAAGAUGAUUAGCAUUAUGCCUGAGAUCUGUUCUCUCUACUAAAUUAUUUUGAUAUUGUAUGUUUAUUGUAGUUGCUUCAUUUUUCUGGCUGUAAGCUUAAUGAGGCCUGCACCAUAGUAAUCAGAGGUGCCACACAGCAGAUCCUGGAUGAAGCAGAUCGGUCACUUCAUGAUGCACUGUGUGUUCUCACUCAAACUGUCAAGGAAACAAGAACAGUGUGUGGAGGAGGUAGGAUUAGUCAAGUCCUACAUCUUCAGUGGAAGCUCUUUGUUACAAUGGCUUCUUACCAGUGUAAACUAGUCAGUCCCAUCAAUGUUAAUUUAUAAUUGUAAUAGGACCCAGUGGAGUAUAAUUUAUGAUUACAGACAGAAUUGGACGACAUGAAGUCCUGUUACCAAUUAAUCAAAACUAUGACAAAAUUUGAGGAAGAAACUAGACACCAGUUUCAUAAAACAACAGUUAACUCGGCAAAAUGUGAGACAAUAGUGCGCACACAUGACACGUUCUGUCCACUUACACAAGCAUGACGUGUUAAUUGUCCCUUUAACUGUCAUUUUACACGGUCCAAUUACAAGCAUGAUGCCUACACUGUCUUAUUGGUGCAGAAAUUGGGCUGAUGAACAAUCACGUUCAAGAAUUUUGUUAUAGUUUUGAUUGUAUUAAUAAUAGCAACAUCUUGAAAUGCUGAAAAUAGAGAUGGUUACCCUUCACUGUUUUUGCUUAUGGUAAUGGUUGUGUUUCUUAGCAGAGCUAACUUGUAAAUGUCCAUCUUGGUUUGUGUAUCUUGAAAAAUACUAGCCAUAUAUUCAGUCUUUACAAUUAAUUGUUGACCCCUCUCCUGCCUGACCUGUUAGGUGCCUCAGAAAUGUUGAUGGCCAAUGCAGUUUCACAGCUUGCUGCAAAGACUCCUGGUAAAGAAGCUGCGGCUAUGGAAGCUUUUGCAGCUGCAUUGAGACAGGUACAUUAGAUAUACUUGAGUAUAGGUUAAUAAAAACUGUACAAGCUGCAAAAUAAUUCAAAAUAUACACACUCCACAAUGAAGUCUAUUCAAGGUACUCAGGUAGAAAGGGGUGCAAGUAAGGGAAUUACGUGGGGGUGGGGGGAACAAAGGGACGCUUCUGUUCUAUAGACUGUUAGGGUGUCACAUAGAAUUAUUAAUUACUUUCUUGAAAACAAAAAGCGAUCCGAGAUCCAACAAGAUUCAAUGGUGCUAUUUAGUGCUAUGGAUGAAAGCAUGCCAGCAAUUAUGUUAAAGAAUGGCGAAGCAAUCACUAGUGUCUUGUCAUCAAAGCGCUUCAAAAAGCAAUGUAUGACCGUUAUAAAAGUGAUAUAGAUGUCAUUGUUAUCAAAUUGGUCAUUUUACAUUACCUCGGUAGGUGUAGUCGCCCUGUAAUAUCACAUCUAAUUACAUUAAUGUAAUGGGCAAUGUGAUCUUUACAUUAAGUGAUUUGUAGAAUCAAGAUGUAUUGUUCUGUUUAACAUAUUAGCUGCCCACCGUGAUAGCUGACAAUGCAGGCUAUGACAGUGCUGAUUUGGUGGCAAAACUUCGAGCAGCUCACACAGAAGGAAAGAAAACCUAUGGUUUGGGUAAGUAUUACUUGCUUCUCUUGAAACGCUCGAUAAUACUUGUAUUUUUCCUCUCAGUAUUGCAAUCUCCAUAUAUGUCAAGUGCCUUAUUUUUGUUCAAGUUCCCUUAUCCACCUAUGGUGGGCCAGUCAUUGAACUCCCUUCAGUAAUAUUUACUCUUUCCCCUUUGUAGUUGGACUCAACUGACUGAUUGGUAACCUGAAGAUUCAAGUUCCUACUAAUUUAGCUAUAGAGAUGGAAGGGUUUUUUUCUUCUAAGCAUGAUAGUGAUGACUGAAAAUAUUAUUGUAGAAUUAGGAUGUUUGAAAUAACAGAUAUCGCCUUAAUGUAUGUUUGGUGCCUUAAUAAGUUAAAAAAAACACCGCGGAUUGCGGAAUAAUCAUGUUGCGAACGUAACCUUAGCUUCGUCAUUUGAAAAUGACAAACAACAACCAGUAAUUUCAUUAACUCAUACUUAAACUGGGAUGCAUUUCAUCUCGAGUGGAGCAGAAUUGUUGAAGAACGAAAGAACAGAGUUUAAGAAACUUACUUUUAUUGUGUUCAGACAUGACUCAGGGCAGUAUUGGGGACAUGGCUGAGAUGGGUAUCACUGAGUCCUACCAGGUCAAGAAACAAGUCCUGGCGUCAGCAGCAGAAGCAGCCGAAAUGAUUGUUAGGGUUGACAACAUCGUCAAAGCCGCUCCACGGUAA